CGUGGAACCUGCACGCUUUCUGCAAUCGCGCGCGACUGCAGUGAAACAGACUGUAGCUUCCUUCUAUAGUCAUCACCAUCAACAGAAUAUUUAUAUUUCUUUUUCCUCUGAGAGAAAAUGGAAGGAGUAGGGUCUAGACUCGGUCGGGCGUCGUCGAGGUACGGUUCAGCUCCAGUAUUUAGCGGCCCAGUAAGAAAAUGGAAGAAGCAGUGGGUCACUUCUCAGCCCAACAGCCGCCUUCGUGGCAACGGCAAUGUUAUUAACAACCCCAAACUCAUGCUCUGCCGUUGGACUCCGCUCUCUUCCUUUCAUUCCGGCGACGAAACUCCUAAACGGAAGUUCCGUUAUGCACCGAUUGUUGACUUAGAAGAAAAGAAAAAGGAAGCUCUUGAUAAUGAAGCUAAAAUAAGGAAGCGAAAUCAAGCUAUCACAAGUUCAGCAUCAAACGAUAACAUCUUGAAGAAACAGAGCAUCAAUCAUAUCUUUGAGGAAGAUUUUGAGUGAAGGUUCCCCUUCUGUGCACUUCAGGAGCUGAUGACAGAUCAAUCCAUUUGCAGCGAAAGCCAGCUAAACUUUGACUUGUGCUUCGAAGGCUGUGAUUGAGAAGAAUAGUUGCUGCGUAUUUUGAUGGUUGACGGCUCCACUUGUUGUUACAGUGCCUAACUUAGAUUCUAGUGGUAUUUAGGUCUAAACCAUUGUACAUAUAACCCUCUGGUUUCCAUGCUUAACUUAGACUAUAGUUGUAUUUGAGUAGAAGCGAUUGUAAAUAUAACCCUCUUAGUUUCUUUUGAGGACUUUCUUUUGAUACUGUUUAACUUAGAUUCUGGUUGUAAAAUCAAUUUGAAGUGAUUGUAAAUACAAUCUCUAGCUUCUUUCGA
Molecule: messenger RNA, 878 nt
Organism: Nicotiana tabacum (common tobacco)
Lineage: Eukaryota; Viridiplantae; Streptophyta; Magnoliopsida; Solanales; Solanaceae
Source: RefSeq, a predicted model, not a curated record